AUGGACUCCGAUCCAGAGGGAUGCUGCUCUCCUACUGAAACACUGAAUUCCCCACGCACAUGGAACGACGAUGAGAAAAGUUCACUUAUCCAUCAAUCUCAUGGGGAAACAGCUACUGGUAAACAGAGGAAGUAUGGGUAUAUAUGGCGUGGGCUUUCGUACAUCAUUGUUAUCCUUCUCACCACUCUCAUCUCAACCAUCAUCUUCACUCAAGGACGCACCGGAUCCGAGUGCUCGUGUUCAUUAGAUGCAAUGUCUCCUUCUGGCCAUCUUCAGUCGGAUUCAGUUAUGGCUGAUUUAGCUUCUGAUACAAAAGUAGAGAAGGCAUUUUUACACGAAGGGGAGUUACAAAAAGCUUGGAAUGCAUUAGCUGAACGCUCCGAUGGUGCCACCGUUGUUGUUCCUGAGAAAUUUGGAUAUGAGCGAGGAAUCCUUCCCGAGUCACCAAGGGUUACUCGUAAUGGAAUCUCAGGGUUUCUGGUUACCUUGGACAGUAUGCAUCAAGCCCAUUGUGUGGAUGCUGCGUGGCGUCGUCUCUGGUUUAAUCACGAGGACGACAAAUUGAAUGGUCCAAUGGCGAAGGCCAACAUCUCAGAUGAGUGGUACAAAAAUCACAUCACACACUGUUUGAAGAUCUUAAAGCAGUCGGUUCUUUGCAAGAUGAAUAUGGAUAUGGCAAUGGGAUACAUUCAGUGGAACAAGUCAAGUCCAGAUGACUUUAUCCACUUCGAGAAGAAUUACCUGUGCAAAAACUACACUGACGUACUUGGAUGGAUUAAAAAUGAUUAG
Bipolaris zeicola 26-R-13 is the source of this 789-nucleotide messenger RNA. RefSeq lists its product as uncharacterized. The record is from RefSeq and is a predicted model, not a curated record. The transcript has 4 exons. Lineage: Eukaryota; Fungi; Ascomycota; Dothideomycetes; Pleosporales; Pleosporaceae. Bases 1 to 789 code for a protein of 262 amino acids. Gene Ontology annotation, biological process: mycotoxin biosynthetic process.